AUGGGACUAAACGCGAAAGAAGUCGUACGCGUGUAUGCGUGCAGUACGGAGCUAUCGUAUAAUUUAUCUAAAGCGAUGUCUGGACAAAUAUAUCACCCGUUAAAUAGAGCUCUGCUUAAUUUUAAAAAAGAAGUUCGGCAAAUAAAGGAAACUAUGAGAUCUAUUGCUGAAGUGAUAUCACCAGUAGCGUAUGAAAUUGAAAGUACUACGAGUUUGCAACAAAUGAAGGCUGAAAACCAUUUAACUGAUGCCUUAUUGGAUAUAGUUCGUAACGACGAAGACACAAAAAUGAUUUCAAAUAAAACCGAAAGAAAGGCUUAUGAAAUUAAAUAUAAUAAAAAAAUGGAAAUACGUUGCGAAAACCAGAUAUCACAUGGAGUAUCCAUAUGUUUAAACGAUUUUUCUUCAGCAUAUGGUGCAUGUAAAGCGGUCAUGCCGUAUGCCAUGAUAUGCUGGCCGCUGACGUUGCCGCGAAUUUGCGAUUUAAAACGGUUGUUAGGAACUGAUAUAUGCAAAAGUAGAGUACAGAUGCAAUCAAAUUUAUCUGAAGGUUUUAAAUUCCUCAAAAUAGUAAAAAGAAAAUUGACCACAAACUUAGAAGAAAUUGAUCUACAGCGAAAUGAAACAUACGAAAAACAGUUUGAUAUAGUUCAGGACGCUAAGGAAACUGGUCAGCGAGUGCUACAAGCCUUUGAAGAGAAAUACCUGAUAAUGAAGUCAGUGAAAAUCUUUCUAAAUAUCUGCCUAGCUCUACUGUUUCUUCGCAUAGCAGUAGCGGCAAUAAAAUACCACGAUCUGUACUUGACCAGUAUUGAUUAUGACAAUGUUUAUAUUACGGGUCAUUUUAAAAAGUUAGAUUUAAAACGACGAAGGAAAAACGAAUUCACGCUUCUACCAUUAAAAAAGAUGGAAAGAAAUAGGUACGUAGACGUACACUCAGCCACAUAUAUACCAUCGGAACGCAGUAAAUUAUUGACGCAGAUUCUUAAAGUCAUGCUCGAAGCCAUAACAGCAACAACUUUCGUAAUGUUAGAUCGGUUAUUUUAUGAAGCUUUGGAUGUUGUAAGACAAUAUGCUCUCGAGCCCAUCUCACAGUUGGAAGACCAAGAUAUUGAAAUAAAGGUAGAAGGCAAAGGUCAGCUCUCUAACAUGAUGCGUAAAAUUCUCACCGAAUUGGCUUUAAAUAAAAGCAAUAUAACGAUAUCUAACGAGACAUGCCUGCCGUGUCCCCGAGCAAUGCCUACUUCAUACUACUUCAAGAUUUAUGGAGGAUACCUGUGGAUCUUGAUAUUGCUGUAUAUAAAUCCUUACACGCUAAAGUUACGAAGGUUAAUCUGCAGUUACUUCUAUCGAAUACGAGAAAAACAAAGAAUUUUGCAUUUAUACAACGAUAUUCUCAAGAAACGUGUGAAAAUGGAUAAAACUUUACGACGGAAAGCAGUUCAGGCUGUACGCGCUCAUUACCUGUCAGGCGAGAACCUGUUGAGUUUGAGGAUGAGAUACCCACAGAUGGAUUGGCUCGGUACAUUAUCCGCUGCUAGGAUGAAGUGCUUGAUUUGUGAAGAAACUGAGCCUAGACAUAUUAAACACAAGCAACGAUUUACUUCAGUGGAAAUAUGGCAUUCAUGUAUAAGUACGAGAUGUCCGUUCGUGUAUUGCAAUGAGUGUUGGCAAGAAAUCGGCAACCAAUGCCUCGCAUGCGACCCCGCACUCGCGGAACUCAGCGAUAUUGAUUCUCUCAGUGACGACAACCCACCAAGAUAU
Molecule: messenger RNA, 1764 nt
Organism: Brenthis ino (lesser marbled fritillary)
Lineage: Eukaryota; Metazoa; Arthropoda; Insecta; Lepidoptera; Nymphalidae
Source: the annotation of a GenBank genome assembly